Cladocopium goreaui is the source of this 2712-nucleotide messenger RNA. Lineage: Eukaryota; Dinophyceae; Suessiales; Symbiodiniaceae. The record is from the annotation of a GenBank genome assembly.
AUGAAGUCAGCCAAGACCUAUGUAUCGCAGGGCAACCUUUUUUGGAUGAAUGUGAGGCAGUUGUGUUCGCCGACCGUUCCCAUCAAUUCUGCCUCAUUGAAGAAAAUCCAGAAGUCUUUUUUUGAGAAAGGGCCGGAGAAGUUGACCUUGGAAAUCGUGGUAGGCGUAACCUCAAUGGUCACCUCUGAGCGCUUUGAGAGCCUGAAAGGUGCCUUGCAACGGAUUUCGCCGGAGGAAAUCGACCACGCCUUGAUCAUGCACGUGGCUAAGAGGAUCGGAGACGGUGCCUCCCAGGAAGAGCUUCUGGCAUGGCGAACAGUGUUCCUCUCAGUGAGCCUCCGCUGUGAGAUGAUUGAGACCAAAGAAGAUGCCUUCUUCCGCUCUCUGACGUACCGACAGCGGUACAUGUCCACCUACGAGAGUGCGGCGAGAAGCACCUUGCAAACCAUCUUCGAGAUCGCAGCGGUCAAAGCAUCUUAUGAGGAGACGCAUACGGCCCAGCUGUCGAGAUCUGAUUUGGCUGAUCUGUGGGUCCGAAAGAGCUGUGACCUGCCUGAUGACGAAGACUGCCCAAAGACAGCUUUCGAGUUUGUCGACAGCGCCAUGAAGGUCUUUGAAAGAAUUCUUUCCGUGGACAAGCUCUUCGACGUGGUCUUUCGUUUGGAGCAGAAGUACGGAAAGCAAAGCUGCUUCCAGCACAUGGCCGUACUUGAAGGGAUUUGCAUCAAGACCAAGAAGUCCGAGGAUCUCCUGUGGAUCUUGGAAAGCAUGGAAGAUCUCUUGAUCCGUGGAGAAUCCAACAACAAAUGCUUCAGUAGCCGAACAUUGAAAGGCGGCCGCACUGGAGGAGGGACCAGAGGGCUCCUGGAUGAGUUCUUGGCCAAGAAGAGCAUUUUUGAGUACGUGUUGGAAGAGUCACAGAAAUGGGGAUUGAAGCCCGCACAUGCCAACGGCAUCAAGAAGGUGAUGAUCUCUCACAGUGAAGUGCGAAAAAGGUUCGAGGAUGGGGCUGACUUGACAUGGCUGGGCCAGCUGACAGAAGCCGAACGCUUGAUCAUCAACAUGCUCAAGAAUGUCGUCUUUCGAUCUGGGCAUGACAGCCAGCUUCGCAACACCUUGAAGGGGUCAACCUUGCCUGCGGACAUCGUAUGCCAUGACCCUUUCAAGACAAUGAUGGAAACUAUCCAUGAAGAGAUUGAGAAGGUGAAGGCGGCAGAGGAAAAAGAAGCAAAUGAAGAUGAGUCAGAUGAAGAUUCUCCAGCCCAGAAGAAUGUCAUCGUGCAUGACCUGUUGCCCCGAAUGUCUUUGGAGCUGGACCAUGAAGAUGAGAAAGCGCAGCAGCUGAUGGCUUUCGCCAAGCAGGCUGAGGAGAUCGUAGAUCAAUUUGUCAAAUUGGUGGUCGAGCAAGACUCAGUGCAGGCAAUGGGCCAGAUCAUGGAAAACUGCGUGUCUCUCACCGGGGCCAAAAGGGCGAUCUUUGUCUAUGACUCCAAGGUUGCAGGAGAGGCGACGGCCCAGAGUCACAUUCGACGGCCUCAGUUUCGCCGUGAUCAUUUUCAGAAGAUUUGCUCCUCAUUCGUCCGAGGCAGAGGUGGACCACAGCCACGAGAGGGCGACAUGGUGAUCUUUUUCGAUGGUGGACGCCAACUUGCUCCUAUGGUGCUCAGUGCGUGUGUGAAGAUUACAAAUGCCGAGGACCAUGGGCAGCAUUGGGAAAAGAAGCAGAGGCAGGAGAUGAUUAUUCAUUACUGCGAGCAGUCCAUCCGAGCUCGCAGGUGCUUGGUGCGAGGCCUCAUUCCGACCCAUGAGGGAAUUCACAUCGUCACCUCUGGGCCCGUGUUGGUGCAGGACAUCCCUCGCAAGAUCUUCUCCGGCACGAGCUUGAGCACGGCAAUUGGUCCUGUGAAGCUUCUUCCUUUUGAUGAGGAGCAAGGCUUUUGGCUCAUUAGCAAGGAAGAGAAGGAUAAGAUCUAUGGACCUGCUGGAAAAGUCUUGUCCGGAGGAGCGCUGCCUGAUUGCCCAGAUCGUCCAGAUUUGGGGGAAGAUCAUAUUCCAGUGAACUACCAUGUGAUGCCACAGGCGGUGUUCGCAGAGUUGCUGCACUCCUUUCAAGCCAGCGUGAUGGUGAAUGCAACUGAGAUCGAUGGCAAGGGCGCUGAGGCGGCAAUCUUGGCCAAGAAGUCGUACAUUGGUGUUACCUUCACAGAGUAUCAUGCCCAGCAGCUGAGGAAGCUCCUUGUCCGCUUCGUUUGGGAGCAAUUCAAGGACCAAUCCUCUCCGCUCUACAAUGUUGAAGUGCAGACCCUCCUCAAAGCUCUUGGUGGCAAUCCCAAUGCGAGCACGCCCCUUCCUCUUGGUAGCAGUGGUGGCAGUGGUGGCAGUGGCAACACCGUUCAGCCAAGUGCAAGCGGAAGAGGAAAGGGCGGAAGAGGAAAGGGCAAGGGUGGUGGCAAGGGUGGUGGCAAGGCUGGCAGCAAGGCUGGUGGCAAGGCUGCUGGUGGGAAAGCUGGUGGUAAGGCUGCUGGCAAGUCAAAGAGCAAAAAGCGUGCAGCCGGAGAGGAUGAUGCAUCUGAUGGUUCCAAGAAGCAAAAGACAUCAGAGGAAAGCUCCAAGAAGGAAGAGAUCAUGAACAAGCUGAAGAUGCUGACCCGGCAAGGCAUGAUCGAGGACGACGAUGAUGACGAUGAUAUGGCCGACGAGGCCGAAGAGUGA